AUGUCUACCUCCUUUUCAAAUGUAAUAAAUUCUGGUCUUAGUAUCAUGCACCUUAAUGUUCAAAGUAUCAUUCCUAAAAUAGACCUUCUCCAGACAGAAUCUCAGCCUUAUGAAAUCUUGGUGUUUACUGAGACAUGGCUUUCUCAUACAACUUCAAACGAACAUAUCCUCAUUCAGAAUUUUGAUCCGCCCUUUAGAAAUGAUCGCGUCGGUAGACUUGGAGGAGGCGUCGCGAUUUAUGUAAGAUCUGGUCUCUAUGCUACUCGACGGCUGGACUUGGAAAUUCUUGGUCUAGAAACUUUAUGGAUAGAACUUACAUUACGUAACAAAAAACUCUUGGUUGGGGGCUUCUAUCGACCUCCCGAUUCUAACAACGAAUAUUGGACUCUCCUAGAAGAGAGUAUAGAUAGAGCCCAUUUUCAUUCUAAUAAUGUCGCUAUCACAGGUGACUUUAAUAUUAAUGUACUAAACGACCAGUCAAACAAAAUAUCAAGACUUAUGAGUUCAUAUAGUUCUGUGCAACUAAUUUCUGAGCCAACCCAUUUUACUGAAAACUCCCAAUCUCUUAUCGAUCUUGUAUUUGUAAACAAUCCGCAGCAUGUCAUAUCAAGUUUCACCGCAGAUCCCUUUAUACCUGAUCUCACAAGAUUCCAUUGUCCAACCGUUGUAGUUUUUAAAUUUCAGAAACCAAAAAUCACCGCUUUUAAAAGAAAAAUAUGGAAAUACGACCAGGCCGACUUCGAUAGUUAUCGAGAAGAACUUGACCAAGUCGACUGGGAUACCCUUUUAAAUAUCGAUGACUUAGAUUCCGUAGCCGAUGACUUGAGCAAUACUAUACUUGAUAUUGCCUCUAAAACAAUCCCUUCUAAAAUUGUCACUAUUCGUCCUGCAGAUAUACCAUGGUUUCAUUCCGGAAUUCGAAAACUAAUCAGACAGAGAAACAGACUAUUCAGAAAGGCAAAGAUAGCGUCUGAAGACACAGACAAGGUAAAUAUUCUUAAUUCGUAUUUCUGCGAACAAUCAAACAUUAACGACAGCAAUCACUCACUACCUGCUAGCCCAGAACAACCAUCCCAUAUUCUUUCAUCUAUUCAUAUCUCACAACAAGAUGUUACAGAUGCAAUAUCGACUAUUAAUCCAUCUAAAUCCUGUGGUUCGGACAUGGUCAGUCCAAGGCUUCUAAAAGAAGGCUCCUCCGUCCUAGCUGCACCGCUUGCUAUAUUUUUUAAUAAACUAAUUACCGAGUCGUACUUUCCCUCAGUCUGGAAGACAGCAAAUGUUACUCCAAUUUACAAAAAGUCUAAUCCAUCAGACCCUCAAAACUACCGACCAAUAUCUCUUCUUAGCUGUGUUGGGAAGCUUAUGGAACGAUGUAUACACAAACAUUUUUUCAAUUUUCUUACACAAAAUAACAUACUCAGUAGUUAUCAAUCAGGAUUUAUACGUGGUGAUUCCACAAUUAAUCAGCUUGUGUAUAUCUACAAUGACAUUUGCAAGGCUAUGGAUGACGGUAAAGAAGUAAGAGUAGUAUUUUGCGACAUCUCCAAAGCCUUUGACCGAGUAUGGCAUAAAGGUCUUCUUUUUAAAUUGUCCACAAUUGGUGUCUGUGGUAACCUACUUCAGUGGUUCAAAUCGUAUCUCACUCUUCGAAAGCAAAGAGUGGUAUUUGCCAAUACCUCGUCUGAUUGGUCAUCCAUCAGUGCUGGUGUCCCUCAAGGCUCAAUCCUCGGACCUGCUCUAUUUCUUGUCUACAUAAACGACAUUAUUCUCAAUUUACGUUCAAAUGUGAGGUUGUUUGCCGAUGACACUAGUAUGUACAUUAUUGUCGAUGAUCCUGCUACGUCGGCAGCAACCUUAAACCAAGAUCUCGAGACAGUUCGGAAAUGGUCUAGGACUUGGCUGGUCACUUUUAAUCCUUCCAAAACUGAGACUCUCACCUUCUCUAGAAAAACGACAAAACCUGUACAUCCUGACCUAUAUUUUGAUAAUGUCUUGUUAAAUCCUGUAAGUACACACAAACAUCUAGGUCUAACAUUGUCGGAAGACUGCAAGUGGAAUGCACAUAUCACAAACACAGUCAAUAAAGCCUGGCAACGGCUUGCACUUCUACGUUCCUUUAAAUACCUUUUAACUAGACAGAAUCUUGAACGACUAUAUGUCUCGUUUAUUCGUCCUCUACUUGAAUACGGCGAAAAUCUGGGACAACUGUUCCGACUACUUAAAAUCAGAAUUAGAGUCCGUUCAAAUUGA
Molecule: messenger RNA, 2250 nt
Organism: Mercenaria mercenaria
Lineage: Eukaryota; Metazoa; Mollusca; Bivalvia; Venerida; Veneridae
Exons: 2
Coding region: 1-2250 (749 amino acids)
Molecular function (GO): catalytic activity
Source: RefSeq, a predicted model, not a curated record